Naegleria fowleri is the source of this 1896-nucleotide messenger RNA. RefSeq lists its product as uncharacterized. The transcript has a single exon. Lineage: Eukaryota; Heterolobosea; Eutetramitea; Acrasida; Naegleriidae. Gene Ontology annotation, biological process: microtubule-based movement. Bases 1 to 1896 code for a protein of 631 amino acids. The record is from RefSeq and is a predicted model, not a curated record.
AUGUUUCGACGACCUGUUGGGGAUCGUCGUCCAACAUCUACUGCUGCCAAAGAAGUAGAGAAUGAGACCCACGAUCAUCCUACAACUUCUCCAUCAUCAAUGCUUCAAAAUAAUAACAACAACAACAACUCGGGAUCGGAAAUUCCUACACCUCGGUCAGAAACUCCAUCAUCCCAUGAAAGGACUCGGGAAUCUUCAAGUGAUGCUACUACAACGAGUCCACUUACUCCCAACAGUCAAAACAGAAUUCUCACCAAACUUCCCUCUUCUCUCAAGUUGGACACACAAAAACUAAUAAGAAAGACAUCAUUGAGUUCAUUCUCAUCACUCUCAAAAAGUUUACGAUCAUCCAUGAAUCCAUACAUGGCGUCUGACUCGAAGCAUGUUGCAACAACAACAACCUCAAGUAGCGGCCAGAAAAAUGUUCCGAGCCAUUUACAUCCUCACAACAUUAUGAUUAUUGAAAUUGGAAGAAAAUAUUUCAAGUGUGGAUUGGCCAUGGAAUAUGCUCCGAGGGUCAUCUCAGUGGUACCGAGUGAAUUGAGUGAAUUGUUGUGCAUGGGUAAAAACCAAAAAUUCAAUUCGUUGCAUAUGAAAGAAUCGUUUGAGAAAUUCAUUCAGAAAGACCUUGCAUUUUCAAUUCUUAAAAGAAAUGAUGAUGAUUCGACACAGAAUAGUAAUGACGAUAUGAGCAGCCUCACAAAUUCAAUGAUUUUUAAGGAUGAAAUUUUCGAGGAAUACAUGAAGUUGAGUGAAAAUUCCCCAUCCAAUAUUCACCACCUGGAUGAUGCAGAAUUUGAGAGAAAAUUAAGUACUUUAUUCUCCCAAUAUAUGAACAAGUUGUUCAUUGAUGAAAUGAAAUUAGUGAUGGAUAGUAUUGACGGAAUUAUAAUUUUGGAAAAUACCAACCAACUUCAUCAACAUUUACUGAGGAAAAUCAUUGAAAAUGAUAUUUGUACGGUACGAAAAUUUCCACGCCUGAAGAGUUUGAAAUUUAUGAACUCGCAAGGUUGUGCAGUUCUACCAAGUUUUUGUUCCAUGUACGCCAGCUCGAACAAUCAAAAAACAAACCAAACACGAACCUUUGAUAGCAAAUUAUUUGGAUUGGAGAGAUUAUUCAUGAAAGAACAAGUCCCGAUAUUGCAAAAGUCUGUUGGAAAUACAACCAUCGAUUUAAGAUUUCAACAUGCUCCUCGAGGAGCUCUACCAAAAUCAGAUGCUUCCCAAUCACAUGAUUUUGGCAUAACGGCCUUAAUAAUUGAUUGUGGUUACAGUGAGUGUAGGAUAGUUCCUGUUCUCUUUGGAAGCAUUCUUCCAUUGUCUGUUGAAAUUCUAUCUAUUGGAUCCAAGAAUGUGUUGCGAAAUUUGGAAAAGCAGUUAUUUGGAAGCAACGAAGGUUCAGCAUACAAACUCUUGGAUAGUCAAGAAAAACAUGAAAUACUCGAGGAUAUUUUGUCACGAUUGUGUUUUUGCUCGAAUGACGACAUAAAUUCGUCUCAAACAAUCAUGUACAAAUACAACUUGUCGUCAAAGAAAAUGGAAAUUCCACUGACCCAUCACGUUCGCUCCAAAAGUUGUGAAUUCAUGUUUGAACCCCUCACGAGCGCCAUUAUUGACUGCUUGAAAAGGCUCGAGACUGAAGCGAGAGGGAAAAUUCUAAGAAAUAUCAUUGUUUGUGGUGGAUUGUCAGAAUUGAAUGGAUUCAAGAAACGGCUCAUCUCUACCUUGCACAAACAUUUAUCUGAGCAAAAAUUUGGAAGUAGCAAAAAUUGGCUGAAAUAUAUGGGAAUUAACACAUUUAACCCUACAAGAUCUUCUCUCUUGAAUUGGUAUGGAGCGAGUAUUGCAUUUUCAUCAAUAACACAUUAUAGCCAACUUCAGACCAAGCUGGAAUAA